This is a messenger RNA of Henningerozyma blattae CBS 6284, 672 nucleotides long. RefSeq lists its product as uncharacterized. The record is from RefSeq and is a predicted model, not a curated record. The transcript has a single exon. Bases 1 to 672 code for a protein of 223 amino acids. NCBI's taxonomy places the organism in Eukaryota, Fungi, Ascomycota, Saccharomycetes, Saccharomycetales, Saccharomycetaceae.
AUGGAUCCCCGGUGUGAGAUCGCACUGCCCGAUGCGGUAGCGAUCACGGGCAGGCGCGUGGGGGUGUCUGCGGGUGCCCCACUCGGCGCACCCAAAACGGUAGGCAACGCGGCGAGUGUGCGACGGGUCUGUGCGGGCCAGAGCGACAGGCAGUGCGGAGAAUGCGCUGCAGCAGCCGGCACAAGAGAAGAAGAAACGGGCACGCGUUACGUAACCGCUACGCUACGAGAAUGUCAGCGUGUGUCCCGAUGCAGCAGGGCGUUACCCGAUGCAGCAGGGCGGUACCCGAUGCAGCAGGGCGGUACCCGAUGCAGCCCAUAUCCGGCGGGAUCCUCGCCCGAUGUGGCAGCUGCGGAUGCGCGUUGCCUGAUGCGAUGUCCCGAUGCAGAGGGUGUGUGCGAAUCGGGCAACGGGAUCUGCACGGCCGAUGGCGUUUCCGGAUUGUGCAGCGGUGCCGGCAACGAUUCCGAGGCAAUAAGGUGGUGCACAGAGUGGGGCGCAGUGGAAGGCAUGCUGAGUCAUGUGCGGCAGGCACCGCGGAAACGAAGGGAAGUGGCAGGAAACGAAGAGAAGUGGCCGUCGCGGUCGGAGAUAAACUUAGCUCCGAGGGUGGAGGCCGUCGGGAUAGCGGUUGCCUGGAGGCCGUAUUUGCAUUGCAUUUUGUGCGCUUGA